AAUUAUUUGAAAAGAAGAAAGUGUGAACGUUUUUGUGCAAAAUUUGUAUGUAUAUAAAAAAGAAUUGUUAAAAAAGUGUCUGGUAAAUAAUUUGGUUGAAUAAAAUUAGCAGAAUUAAUAAAAAUAGUACAGUUUAAACAAAAUUUUAAAUAUGGAUUUAGUUAUCACGCCAGAACCGCAUUUCAUACCAGGCUACACUGGUCAUUGUCCACAGUUUCGCUUUCGUGCUGGUAAAACGUAUGGUAAGCUUACGCAUAAAUUACUUAUUGAUCCCUGUGUCAUACAUGCGCCGGAAUUGAUUGUGACACCUUCCAAUCGAGCACCCAUUUCAUUGGUGUAUCCAACGGCACAUGAAAUCGAGCUUCUGAAUAGACGAGAAAAGUUUGUUGAUCCGGUUUACCGUCAUCCCAUCAUACCCGGCUAUGAUGGUUUUGUGCCUAAUCUCGCAUCGAAAACUGGCAAACGUUAUAUUGCCGCCGCUACGGCUGGCAUGGCUGAACAUGAGUUAUUAAUGGAUCAAUUGCGGUGCGAAAGAAGAAAUUUAGUGCAUAGGGAUUUGUUGGGGAGUGGUUAUGGCGUGUUUGAAAAGAAACUGAACGAGCGAAUGCUACCUUAUACAUAUUAUCGUUCACCGUUAAUACCUGUCAAGGCGCGGGCAAAAGCCUUCCAAAAGCUUGAUUGUAAUUUUGUGGAGAAGAAAGAACGUUAUUCGAAAUUUACUGUACCACAUUUCAUGGAAAACGAUGACGAGGAGAAAUAUAUUGUUAAUGGUUACGGUGGUCACAUACCCAUGGCUUUGGCGCGUUUCGGCGAAACUAGCAAACAGCUGACAAACAGCGCACUAUGUGAGUUCACGAAUAACUAUCAUCAUAGGCGUAGUGCAGAGUGGUGUCCGCAAGAGAAUGCCGGCAUUGGAAGCUCUUGUCCGAAUACUGGACAUUUUGUCAUCUAUCAUCGUACAAUCGGCAUGGUUCCCAAAUAUGCGGGACAUGUACCUGGCGAAGCAUUCACGUUCGGACGCACCUAUGGUGAUGCAACAGUAGAUGCAAAACAUUGGUUGGCGCUCCAUAAGGACUAAGACAGGGAAAGCAGUCAUAUGAAUAAAAAGACUUGUUUUAAAAUUUAUAUUGAAAAUAGUGUAGUUUUUGUAAUUAGUACAUAUACAUAUGUAUA
Molecule: messenger RNA, 1173 nt
Organism: Ceratitis capitata (Mediterranean fruit fly)
Lineage: Eukaryota; Metazoa; Arthropoda; Insecta; Diptera; Tephritidae
Product: UPF0605 protein GA14893
Exons: 4
Coding region: 152-1078 (308 amino acids)
Source: RefSeq, a predicted model, not a curated record